CAAUGAUAUGCAAAUUUAUUCAUUAAAUCGCUGACGAGAAACGUCACAAGUUUAUUCAGGCAUCUCGGCGCAACUGGUUUUUCAAAAAUUUUGAGCUUCAUUGCUAACUUGUGUAUGUACUUGUGCGGUCGCUGUUAGGUACGCUUAUUUACGAAAAAAGUUUGUUUUCCAAGUGAUUAAAACCAUGUGGCGGAUUGAAAUGAUUUUCUCAUUCUACGACAGAUUUUUCAGUUAAACAAUAAAAAACAGUGACGUUUGUUCACCACUUCAUUUCCGAAACUCAUGGAUUACAGCCAAUUGCUGGAAUUCUAAUGGCAGUCAAUUCUGGUAACAUUUCAACGUGACAUAAUAAAAAUAGGUACAUUCGAAACGAAGCGAUAAAAUCACCAUGCUACUUUUGGCAGCGUUAAUUUUACAUAUGGUGCUGGGAAAUGUUGAAUCACGGGACAUCGAUACAAUUAUACAAAAUUUCACCGGCAAUAAUGAUUCAAAAUUCAGUAUUUUAGCAAUAGAUAAGGCUAAUCCAACUAUAAACAAGAUCACGCCACCUCUACAAGCAUUUUGGUACACUACUAUUCUAAUUGAAGGGACAAAUUUAUGUUCACCAACAAUUAGCAACAUUUGUAAUAUCACUGUAGCUGGGUUACCUUGUGUUCCUAUGGUGAAAUCACAAUUUUACAAACCACCAACAGUAAUUCAGUGCCAGAUGAACCAAACAAUGGAAUACCCAGAAUUUGAUAAUAUAGUAGGACCUGUUGUGGUUCACAUGGGAAACUUAUCUGCUAUUUCUUCACAGAAUUUCACAUUAGUUGUGCCAAAAAUAAAAUCCAUAUCACCAAAAAAAGGGCCUCUUUCAGGCGGAACUGAACUCACCCUCGAGGGAAAUUUCAUUGAUGAUGGUUCUGUUGAAGUUAAUAUUGACAAAAUUGCUUGUGAAGUAUUUUUCAGGAAUUCCAGUCUAAUGAAGUGUCGUACACCUGCAUUAAACAAAUCAAUGAACUGUUAUUUGAGCAAGGACUGUAAUGUGAGUGUAACAUUUGAAAGGUAUCUUAUCGCAAAUUUUAGAAACGGAGAAUUCAAAUUCAACUAUUUAGAGGACCCGAACAUUGAUAGAUUUGACACUCAACCACCUAAAAGUAUACCAGCAGGAGGUAUCAGACUAUAUGUAGUCGGAAAAAACUUUAAUUCAAUUCAAAAACCACUGUUUUACAUUUACAAUGAGGACAUGACGAAACGAUACGAGUCAGAAUGUCAAGUUUGGCAUACGGGUGCUACAAUGCUUUGUUUGACACCUGAUAUUUUAGAUAUAGAUAGCUCAUCUUUCAACAAAAGUAAUCCAAUCCGGUUGAAUUAUGGAUUUGUUAUGGAUAAUGUUGCUUAUGUACAAAAUAUCUCCGUGAACACUUCCCACAAUAAAUUUAAAAGGCUCAUGUUGUACCCUAAUCCAACAUUUAAAUCAUCAAAUGAAGAAAUCAAGACUUCUGCAAUAGGUAAUGUUGAAAGUCUCAUUAUUGAGGGGAAAAAUAUGGAUUUGGUUUGUACAGUAAAUGAAAUUGUUGUAAAAGUUGGUAAUCGCAGUUGUGAAGUGAAACUUUUAACAGCACAGGGACUCAAUUGUCAUCUACCACCACCAAAUCGCUUAAACAAAUCAGAUGAAAUUGGUGAUGAGCCUCUAAACGUCACUGUACAUAUUGGACCAAAGUUUCAAGUGGUUGUUGGGAAGUACAAUGUGAAAUCCUCACGGGAGCCAAUAAUUGUUGAUGAGUAUAGUGCAAAACCCUCAUGGGAUUCGAUGCCUUAUAUUUUGUAUGGGGGUGGUACAAUGGUAUUGAUUAUAACAAUCUCAAUCGUAAUUACAUUCACAUGUAAGAAGUUUUCUAAAAAAUCACGAGACUUGGGAAAAAGUGUACAAGCGUCUGAAUUACUGAUCUACAAACCGAAAUAACCAAUCUCACAACAAAUUUCGAAUCAGAAAGAAAACUACCAUUAGUUGACUAUCAUACCUAUGUAGGUAAGAAUAUUAUUAUCUGAGGUAUCGAAGACCAUAGCAUUAUACUUACCGAAACAUCUGAAAUAUUAGAAAAAGAACAAGGGUUACAAUUGUUCAACCAAUUACUUCUCAAUAAAACUUUUCUACUGCUGUUUGUUCAAACGUUUGAAAAGCGUGCAGAUUUUGGUUUUAAAAUAAUUCAAGUUUGAAUAUCUCAGUGUUCCAAGUUACCAUCGCUUACAGUACUUAGAAAUAUCAAUCUCUCUAUAUUAAAAAAUCAAAACCCGUCAAACAACUUCUGGACGAGAGCGAACGACUCGGAAAUCGGAGAUGUGUUAGUAAGGCGUUUACAAGACGUUUACAAGACGCUGUAUGUUUGUGGUAGUGAGAGUCGAAAUACACCGAAAAUGUCCGAGUGGUGGAAUUGCAACGUGACGUGUAUUAACAUAGUACUACGUUUGUAGUGGUGAGCCUUGGCGCAGCACAAGCCGCGUGAAACAUUUGGGUGUUGAAGUAAGGAACAGGAGAAAGGAGAACGGACAGUGUAGGUGAUGAAAGAAGGUAGAGGGACAAGGAGAGCGGGAAAGCAGUACAUAUUAUAUUGAAAGAACUGGUCUGGUUCAAGUACAGGAGAGAAGGAUAGAUGAAGCGAGGAUGCGGAUAUCACUAGAUCACCGAAGUACGUCCUGCUAUUUUUUGAUGGGAGGGGGGGAUAUGGUUGCGAAUUUUCGUAGUUCCCGCGUUAUAACGAAUUCGUUCUGCGGUGCCACCGUGGGCAAGAAUCCAUCUACGCUCAAAAAAUUUUAUGUGACUUGAAUCAUCCUGAGGCAUCGGUUAGAUUUAGUUUUGAGAUUUUAAACUUUCAGGAUUUUAUUAAAUUCAACUGUAGAUCGUUAUUAUGACUGGUUGAUUUUUUUGUGAGUUGAAGGAGCCAAUUGCUUCGCAAAACUCGAAAUUUACGAAUUUUGAAAAAAUCAUGGGCUUAAUAGAUGUUUAGACCCUAAAUAAAAAAGAGUGAGUUUUAAUUUCAGUUGUUUAAGGUAGUUUUCAGAUUCUACUGACUUUUUUACAUAAACUAAUUUCCCUGAUUUUUGAUUUUAAAAGUUUCAAGUGCGUACGACUAAUUUUUCUUUUUAAUGUUUGAUAUUCGAAAAAUUCAAUUUGAACUUCGAGUGAACACAGUUCCGCGUGUUUUUUUCGCAAAACAAUAGUAUGUUGCUACGAAUUCUUGAAGUACACAGUGGGCCACAGACCCCCCCAAAAACGGUGAUAAUUAGGAUUCAACCCUCAUCGAUGUGAAAUAUGUCAAUAAGUAUGUUUUCGAGGUCGUAGAAUUCGAAUAUGUGCUUAUUUUUUUGUAGGAGUGGGGGUGAGGCGUGGGGAGCGAGAAAAUUUUAAAUUUUGCUUAUAUUAUCGUGUAAUAUAUCGAUUAAUAUGUUUUCGAGGUCGCAGAGUUCAAAUCUGGAGUUAGUCUUUUGGUAGAGGUAGGGGUGAGCCGUGGGGAGGGGAAAAUUUCAAAUUUUGCAUUAAUUAUUCUGUAAUAUGUCGAUUGAUAUGUUUUCGAGGUCGUAGAGUUCGAAUCUGGAGUUAGUUUUGCAGUAGAGGUUGGGAGAUGAGGCGUAGGGAGGUGGAAAGUCCCAAAUUUACUUUUUGAUGUUUUCUUAUACCACUGAUUUUCAAAGUUUACAGUUUCUCUCUAUAUUAAAAAAUCAAAACCCGUCAAACAACUUCUGGAUGAGAGCGAACGACUCGGAAGUCGGAGAUGGGUUAGUAAGGCGUUUACAAGACGUUUACAAGACGCUGUAUGUUUUGACGUCACAACGUAAUGCACUGAUUUUUUUUGUUUUUAUAAAGGAAGAAAAAAAAUGUAAGGAAAGUAAAAUUUUCUACAAAAUUAGUUAUGUUUGAAAGUGCAAUAGAAAACAAGAUUUUAAAGCUCAAGUACAAAAAAAUAUGAAAUAUCAAUUUUUUCCAGAAGUUUUCUUCUAUCACGCAGAUGACAUUUAAACCCACCCUACUUUGUACAGAACUUUACUUCGCAAUGCUAUAUAUUUAAUUUCAUCUUACAUAGAUUUUGCUUUAGUUGUUGAAAGAAAAAAACUACGCUUCUUUACGGUCACAUGGCAACCAUUUAAAUGAGGGGGGUUUUCUGAAAAAUACAUAAAGGCUAUAGGCGCCUAAGAGGGGUGUAAUGGUCCCCGAAAACGUUCGAGUUGAUAUUAGCAUGGAAGGUGGGUACCAUUGAGAAACUUCCGCGUGGAAAGUUUCAGAUCCACACCCCUUCCCCUUUUUGGCGAACCCCACUUUUCUGAAACUUCAAUAACACGUUUCUCAGCCCCAUUUCAACAGAUUUUGAAAAUUUUUCAGUACGUCAUGUAUAUCUUUAUAAGGUUUCCCCACAAAAAUUUUCAACCCCCUCCCAUCAUUAUUUAACCCUUGAGAUGGAGUUUUUUUCAUUUUUUAUGCAUAUCAGGAAUCAAGAUUGCGAGGUACAGUUUUAGAAACGCGUUUUCUGGAUGUAAUUUUGACCCCCAAACGUCAUGUACUUUUUUCGACAUUUUUUCAAUGGUGCGGCG
Messenger RNA from Planococcus citri (citrus mealybug), 4566 nucleotides. RefSeq names its product hepatocyte growth factor receptor-like. Gene Ontology annotation, molecular function: semaphorin receptor activity. Lineage: Eukaryota; Metazoa; Arthropoda; Insecta; Hemiptera; Pseudococcidae. Gene Ontology annotation, biological process: regulation of cell shape; regulation of GTPase activity; regulation of cell migration. Gene Ontology annotation, cellular component: semaphorin receptor complex; plasma membrane. The transcript is spliced from 2 exons. Bases 389 to 1945 code for a protein of 518 amino acids. The record is from RefSeq and is a predicted model, not a curated record.